GCGCCAACUAGGAAAGGGAGGGCGGGGCAUUGGCAGGCCCCAGUGAGCAGCUAUUACCGCGAAAGGCCACCUUGGCAGCGACAGCCCGGGAGGGAGGUGAAGGUCGGCCUGUUUUUCUGCACUCCCGGGCUGGGCAAGAGAGUGAAAGAAGAGUGAAGAGAGUGUGAGACCGGGCCGUGGCCUCGCGGUCUAGCUGCUCUCCCUCCUAGACCUGCCCCGCUUGUUUGGAUUUAAUCUUCAGGUUGCCGUCGCCCGCCCGCCGGCCUCGCGGAGUGAGGGGAAGCACUCGCGCCAGUGGCUGGCGCCUGCCGAUUCCGGACACCCGCUCGUCUUCUUCGCUUGCCCGCGGCAGCCGCGUCCCUGAACCGCGGUGUCGUGUUUGUGUUUGACCCGCGGGCGCCGGCAGCGGGGCGCGCGGCCGAGGCCAGUGCCGGCGGGGCGGGGCGGGCGCGGCGGAGGCGGAGGAAGAGGGAGCAGGAUCCCUGGGAGGCAGGGCGCCGCCAUGGAACUGGGCCCGGAGCCCCCGCACCGCCGCCGCCUGCUCUUCGCCUGCAGCCCCCCUCCCGCACCGCAGCCCGUCGUGAAGGCGCUGUUCAGCACGCCAGCCGCCGGGGGCCUGUCGCCUGUCACCAACCUGACGGUCACCAUGGACCAGCUGCAGGGACUGGGCAGUGAGUAUGAACAGCCACUGGAGGUGAGGAAUAGCAGUCUGCAGAGAAUGGGCUCCUCCGAAUCAACUGAUUCAGGCUUCUGUCUGGAUUCUCCUGGGCCCUUGGAUAGUAAAGAAAACCUUGAAAAUCCCAUGAGGAGAAUAAAUUCCCUGCCUCAGAAGCUCUUGGGGUGUAGCCCAGCUCUGAAGAGGAGCCAUUCUGAUUCUCUCGACCAUGAUGUCUUUCAGCUAAUUGACCAGGAUGAGAACAAGGAAAACGAAGCCUUUGAGUUUAAGAAGCCAGUAAGACCUGCAUCUCGAGGCUGCCUGCAUGCUCAUGGACUGCAGGAGGGUAAAGAUCUCUUCACACAGAGGCAGAACUCUGCCCCAGCUCGGAUGCUUUCCUCAAAUGAAAGAGAUGGUAGUGAACCAGGGCAUUUCACUCCUUUUUUUAUGCCCCAGUCACCUGUGACUGCCACUUUGUCUGAUGAGGAUGAUGGCUUCAUGGAUCUUCUCGAUGGAGAGAAUCUGAAGAAUGAUGACGAGACCCCGUCCUGCAUGGCAAGCCUCUGGACAGCUCCCCUUGUCAUGAGAAGAACUACAAACCUGGGCAAUCGUUGCAAGCUGUUUGACUCCCCUUCCACGUGUAGCUCCACCAUCCUGUCAACAUUGAAAAGACCAGACCGAUCGCAAGAGGAGUCCCCACGUGGAAAUAGGAAGCGGAGGAAGAGCGUGGCUGGGGUCAGUCCUGAAGAGGCAGCUAGUCCAAAGAAGCCCCAGGAGAUUCUACAUCAGUCUUUAUGCCUGGUAUCUUCCCCAAAAGGGACCAUUGAGAAUAUUUUGGAUAAUGACCCAAGGGACCUUAUAGGAGACUUCUCCAAGUGUUACCUCUUUCAUACAGUUGCUGGAAAGCAUCAGGAUUUAAAAUACAUCUCUCCAGAAAUUAUAGCGUCUGUUUUGAGUGGCAAGUUUGCCAACCUCAUUAAAGAGUUUGUUAUCAUUGACUGCCGAUACCCAUAUGAAUAUGAGGGAGGCCACAUCAAGGGUGCAGUGAACUUGCACAUGGAAGAGGAGGUUGAAGACUUCUUACUCAAGAAGCCCAUCGUAUCUACGGAUGGCAAGCGUGUCAUCGUGGUGUUCCACUGCGAGUUUUCUUCUGAGCGAGGCCCUCGCAUGUGCCGAUAUGUGAGAGAGAGAGAUCGGCUUGGUAACGAGUACCCCAAACUCCACUACCCGGAGCUAUAUGUCCUGAAGGGCGGAUAUAAGGAGUUCUUCUUAAAAUGCCAGUCUCACUGCGAGCCCCCCAGUUACCGGCCCAUGCACCACGAGGACUUUAAAGAAGACCUGAAGAAGUUCCGCACCAAGAGCCGGACCUGGGCUGGGGAAAAGAGCAAGAGAGAGAUGUAUAGCCGUCUGAAGAAGCUCUGAGGGUCUCAGUGCCAGACAGCAGCAGCCUGAGCCUCCCUCCCUACCCCCCUCCCCUCUUUGCUGCAGAGAAACUUGAGCAAAGGGGCCAGCCAUGUGACAUUUGGAGAGAAGGCCUGAGGCUUCCAUGUCUUAAACCUACCUCCCACUCUCCCAGGGUUGGAGUCCAGAGCAUCCUGCUGGCUCUUCUGUCCCUGUAAGUUGUCCUCCUUCUGCAACAGGACAGUCUGCCAAGGCUGUCACGUGCCACAGCACAGUUCCAAGCACCAAAUCAAGAUAUUCUGACUCCUCAUCCCCCACAGCUGGAUGAGCCGCCUGGGCCUCGUUGGGCAAUGGCCUUCUCUCCUGAGGGGAGAGGUAGGAGAGUCCAAGUGGAGAGAAGACUCACAAAUGCUGCUGGCCAAAUACCAAAGACAGCCUGCGAAGGAAAGGUCUUUGUGGGAUAACCCAUAUCAUUAAUUUAUUCAACUUUAUCAGUCACUUUCUUUUCUUUCUUUUUUU
Molecule: messenger RNA, 2575 nt
Organism: Physeter macrocephalus (sperm whale)
Lineage: Eukaryota; Metazoa; Chordata; Mammalia; Artiodactyla; Physeteridae
Gene: CDC25A
Product: cell division cycle 25A
Exons: 15
Coding region: 503-2077 (524 amino acids)
Biological process (GO): positive regulation of G2/M transition of mitotic cell cycle; positive regulation of G2/MI transition of meiotic cell cycle; G2/M transition of mitotic cell cycle
Cellular component (GO): nucleus; cytoplasm
Molecular function (GO): protein tyrosine phosphatase activity
Source: RefSeq, a predicted model, not a curated record